Molecule: messenger RNA, 1296 nt
Organism: Spodoptera litura
Lineage: Eukaryota; Metazoa; Arthropoda; Insecta; Lepidoptera; Noctuidae
Product: diphthine methyltransferase
Biological process (GO): protein histidyl modification to diphthamide
Cellular component (GO): cytoplasm
Molecular function (GO): protein binding; diphthine methylesterase activity
Source: RefSeq, a predicted model, not a curated record
UUGUCAAUGUGGUAACUGAUUUGUAGAUUUGUUUGUUAUUUACAAUUUAAUCAUUUAUUACGUGUUUCGUUGGUGAAAAUCAUUUGCAUUAAUAAAAAGAAGUACAUUCCUCAAUAUUUAAGUAGAACCGCUAAAAAAAAAUAUAUUUAUACGCUAAUUACGUCUGUUUUCUUGGAGAGCCUGAAGUUGAUCGGAUUAGUUUCAGGAGUAUGGCUGUUUGGCAGAAUAAGUGGCGCUGGGAUACGAGAUACAGCGCCGACUCUGUAGAGUGGUGUCCCGUAGAACCAUACCGAGACGUGCUCGUCUGCGGAACUUACCAGUUAGACAAUACAGCUGAAGGCAACACGGCAUCGAAACAAACGAGAUUAGGCAAAAUAUAUUUAUUUGUUAUAAACGAGAACACUGAAGUGUUGGCCCCUGUUCAUUCGAUUGACACCGCAGGGAUAUUGGACCAGAAAUGGUGCUACCACAAGCUACAAAACUGCCCGACACUUGCCGUUGUAACAUCCGUUGGUACUCUGCAACUUUACCAGUUGACCAACGAAGACGGAGUAUUACAGUUGGCGUUAUGGAUAGAGCACACGAUUUGUGAGAAUGGGUUAGCUCUCUCCGUUGAUUGGUCGACCAAUAAAAAGUAUUCAGAUGAACCUUAUCUGGCAGUCAGUGAUUCUGCAGGUUGUAUUCAUAUUUUAAGAAUAGUAGAAAAUUGUGUUAAAGUCGUAGGUAAAUGGAAGAGCCAUAGUUUCGAGGCUUGGAUCACAGCAUUUAAUUACUGGAACUCUGACGUAUUUUAUUCAGGGGGCGAUGAUUGCGUAUUCAAGGGUUAUGACGUUCGAGUCCCUGAUGUAUCCACGAUUGUGAACAAGAAGCACGAGGCUGGCGUCACCUCGAUAAGGAGCCAUAUUGACGAGGAGUAUCAGCUACUGACUGGCAGUUAUGAUGAAAAAGUUCGUCUCUGGGACACGAGGAGUUUAAAAUGUAGCGUGCGAGAGUUGGAUGUCAACGGCGGUGUGUGGCGAUUAAAAUGGCAUCCAAACAAGCCAUGCACUGUCCUAGCGGCCUGCAUGUACGGCGGGUUCCGUAUACUACGCGUCAACGACGAAAUAGAAAUCCUUAGCGAGUAUUUAGAACAUGAGAGCAUCGCGUACGGAGCUGAUUGGAAAUGCAAUAGUGACCUUGUAGCUACUUGCUCUUUUUACGACUGUAAAAUGCAUGUCAGCCAAAUUAUUAUGUAAUUAGUUAGUAGUAGUUUUUUUAGUCUUUGACUGCCUCGUUCGCCACAACUCACAAGUGCGA